Colossoma macropomum (tambaqui) is the source of this 1790-nucleotide messenger RNA. It is a transcript of the gene rec8b, whose product is annotated as REC8 meiotic recombination protein b. The record is from RefSeq and is a predicted model, not a curated record. Gene Ontology annotation, cellular component: synaptonemal complex; cohesin complex. Gene Ontology annotation, biological process: synaptonemal complex assembly; mitotic sister chromatid cohesion; replication-born double-strand break repair via sister chromatid exchange. Gene Ontology annotation, molecular function: chromatin binding; protein binding. Lineage: Eukaryota; Metazoa; Chordata; Actinopteri; Characiformes; Serrasalmidae.
AUGUUUUACUACCCAAACGUUCUUCAGCGUCAUACUGGCUGUUUCUCUACAAUCUGGUUGGCAGCCACAAAAGGUAUCAGGAUAACAAGAAGGGAGUUUCUGAAGGUCAACAUUGGGAAAACAUGUGAGGAUAUAAUUGACUAUGUGAAAGUCCAGGUUCCACCUCUUCACCCAAGCCUGCCACGCCCUCGAUUCUCUCUAUAUCUCUCCUCUCAGCUGCAGUAUGGAGUGGUCAUUGUCUUUCACCGACAGUGUGCCUUCUUGCUGGAGGAAGUCCAGCAGACCAUUGAGCACUUACUACGCUCAGAAAAACACUCACGGAUUGACAUGCAGGAGCCAGACAGGUUGGCUCUGAACCUCCCUGACUCGCUGUUCCUGCUGGAGGAGGCAGAGGGAGCCCUGGCACCGUUCUUUGGGAAAAUGGGAGCUGAGUGUGAGCUGUCUAGUCCCUCUCAGCUACCACAGCCUUGGCAGUUCAUGAUUGCUUCAUCUCCAGACCGCCUUCUGGAGACUAGUAAGAAAAGCACUGCACCCAUAGGCCUCACUGCCUCUCCUGAAGCAAUUACCAUCAAAGACAGGGAGCCAGUAACUAUCCUCACUGCUGAGUUUGGAGGAGCAGAGUUACCUCAGGCUACAGCCCAGGAGAUCGACCUGCUUAUGAAGCAACAGGAUCAGUUCCUCCUUGGAGAAGUGGAGGAUAAGGAGAGAGAGAGGGCAGCAGAAGGAGAGAGAUCAAGAGAGUUAGAGGUUGCCAUGGUCUCCUUAGAACAACUGAAGGAUAUAUCGGCUGAGGACAAGUCUUGGAUCAUCGAGGACACUAGGCAACCACUGGAUGUCGCCCUGCAAAUGGUUGCCACGGAGAUGACCCCUCCACCCGCAACCAUACUAGCUACUACAGAGGCCAGUGAGAGGGAUCUAGAACAGGAAAAAGAGACAGAGCACUGUAGUAGUGAGAUUCCUAUGGCUGAAGAGAGGAUUCCUCCUGAAAGACGAAGUCGCAAACGGCAACUGAUCUUUGCUGAUCAGCACACACAGAUCUCCCAGGAAGCAAUGCGAGAACAAAUCAAUAAUCCAUUGGCUGAGACUCAGUUACUGUCUGAUGUACUGAUACAAGUUCUGCCAACCUUCAAGAUCCCAUCAUCAUAUGUCUUCAGUUCGCCUUGUAACUUGUUUCUCCACCACGACCUCCAGUCACUAUGGAAACAGUGCUGUGUCUCCACCACCCUCCCCGACCCCACCAAGAGACAUCGCCCACAGGAGGACAGCGAGCUGUCCGAGAUAGAGAGAGAAAGGGGGGAGGAAAAAGAGGGAGAGUGGAGGAAGAGAGACUCCAGUAUGGAGGUGCUGAGAGAAUCUGGGGAGGCUGGCCUGCUCUUCUCUAAAAUCUCAGCUGCCUCCGAUGUGGCACUGGAUGUUUCAAAAGGAGACAGGGCUCAGAGUGAUCUCAUCACUCCCACUAGCAGAUGGUCUCCUCAAGAUGAAGCUACUGUCCAUAUGGAGGCGAUAUCAGAGGAGAGGGUGGAGCUGCCACAGGGAGAGGCAGAAACGAGGGAGAUCACUCCACACAGCCUACUCAAAAUGCUGAACACCUACAUUGAUCGCUUUGGGAAAGUCUCUUUCCACUCACUACUCCCCCCAGAGACUGACCGAAGUAUUGCAGCUCAUUUAUUCUACAAUAUACUAGAGUUGGCAUGUGUGCAGAAGCUGAGCGUUAAUCAAACUGGACCAUACGGACCCAUCACUAUCUGCAGUGGUCACCUGUAAACAUACUCUUAACAGCAUCUACACGC